Molecule: messenger RNA, 1774 nt
Organism: Neopsephotus bourkii (Bourke's parrot)
Lineage: Eukaryota; Metazoa; Chordata; Aves; Psittaciformes; Psittacidae
Product: protein shisa-1-like
Exons: 2
Coding region: 233-1000 (255 amino acids)
Source: RefSeq, a predicted model, not a curated record
CUGCUCCCUGCAGGAAUAAAGGAAAGAAAUGAGGAAGGUGGAGUAGCUGCAAAUGGGUUUCAAUUAGUGGGUCUUUGUUGCUGUAAAGAGAGGGGAUUAGAGACAGGUCACAGGUCAAGAGAUAAAACAUCCUGAAACUGGAGCUUGGGUAGGGCCUUGGUGGGCAGUUGAUGCUCUGGGAGCACCGUGCUAGCAGUAGAAGACAGGGCAGUGACUGAGGUGAGCACCCACCAUGGUCCGGGGGGCUCUCUGUGCUCUGCUGCUGCUGCUGGCCCUGCGCUCCCGCUCGGGGCGGGCAGGGGAGUUCUGCCACGGCUGGGCUGGCAGCCCCCAGCGCUGGCACCGCGGCUUCCAGUGCCCCGAGCGCUACGAUGGACCCGAGGCCACGCUGUGCUGCGGGACCUGCAGCCUGCGCUACUGCUGCUCCUCCAGAGAGGCGCGCCUGGACCAGGCCCGAUGCCCCGGUGACCCGCCGCAGCCCAGCCCCAGGCCUCCGGUGCCAGUGCCUGUGUACCUGCCCUUCCUUCUUGUUGGGUCCGUAUUUGUGGCAUUUAUCGUUGGUGGAGCCUGCGUUGGAAUCUGCUGCUGCAAAUGCUUAAAAUCCCAGGAUGAGGAGCAGCAAAGUGGACUUGCACCUGGCCAGACCUGGCUACUCGAACCUGAUCUUCCCUCUCGUCUCUCCAGUUCCAGUUCUGCCACCAGAAGCUCACCAAGUAAUGGUCCUCAGAGCAGCAGCAUCUGCAUGACUCUGGCUCCAUCCCUUCCUCCAUCCCUGCCCAUUCUUGGGCUGCCUGAAGAUGCUCAGUUCCUAAGUCCCCCACCUGGCAGUGGACAACUCUUGCAACCUUCAUGUGCUAUGCACAGAAUAGCCACUGAUCACACUGCAGUAAUGGCUCCAGCGUCCUUCCUUAAAAGAACAAUCUAUGGGCAUGGUGCUAAUACAUCUCCUCUUGGGGUAACACAGAGUGACCAAAUAAUGUACUCAGGAGCACAUGUUUGAGAUGACACAGCAGCAGCCAUGAGCUGGAUGCCAUUUCACUAUUAUAAACAGUUCUUUUGAACUGAAAUGAGGACUUAAAAAUGUUUAAUGCUAUCAGGAAGUGCAUCGUUUUGGGCUUUUUACAGUUCUGAAGAUGACCUGUUAGAACUUCUUUUAGGUUCUUGGGUUUUAACACGUGUUAUUUUAAUGCUAUAGAAAAAGACAAGGUCCUGAGGCUGGUGUACCUGCUCAAGGAACAAUAGGAAUGAGUUUCACCCUCCUUUGGUCCUCGCACACCAUGCUCCAGGGGACAUGGCUGAGGACUUGAUUUCUGCAGCUGUGUCACUUCUCAGCAGCUUGGGGCAGGGACAUGCCUCAGUGGAGUUAUCCAUUGUGGACACUUGCCAGCCUGGAAAGCACCAGGAAGACUCUGCUUCAUCUACACAUAACUGAACACUUCAGCUGAUGAAGGGUUACAGGGUAAGGGAAGAACAAAACCAGACUCCAGUGAGUUUCCUGAGUGCAUGCAGGAAAAGCCUGCCUACUUUGACUCCUGUUAAGAUGCAGCCAUCCCCUCACGGCAGGACACUGAGAGAAAGAAGUUGUCAAAAUAUACUUACUGCUCCCUGCUGGAGCGUUUCAACGCCUCCUCACAGCAUGGACACCUGCAUGAUGAGACUGUGAAGGCAUGGGAAAAGGACUCCACAGGGGUUACCAAUAGGAGCAGGGGCCGAGGCUUAAAAAUCUUAUGAGUAAAUGCCAAAGCUUUCCUGGUGAUGGUGCUUGAUAAAGAUG